Cryptotermes secundus is the source of this 5034-nucleotide messenger RNA. RefSeq lists its product as uncharacterized. Gene Ontology annotation, cellular component: cytoplasm; nucleus. Gene Ontology annotation, molecular function: ATP binding; histone H3T3 kinase activity. Lineage: Eukaryota; Metazoa; Arthropoda; Insecta; Blattodea; Kalotermitidae. The record is from RefSeq and is a predicted model, not a curated record. Gene Ontology annotation, biological process: mitotic cell cycle; intracellular signal transduction; protein phosphorylation.
UUGGUAGUGGAUUUAAUUAAGUUGCAAGAGAGAGAAGUAGUAAUGAAGCUAAAUGGCUCCAAUAAAGGUAUCAAGAACAUACAAAGGCAAGGAAAGGAAGAGGCGACCUUGGGCCAGUAUCCACAAUGUUAUGAAAGAAAUUAUAAACAGUGAGAAGGAAUCCAUUACUGCCUUUGAUGCACUGUUUACCAAGAACAUUAAAAUGCUUAAAUCCCAGAAGACCAGGAAGGGUUAUAGAGGCAAAGAGAAUGAGAGUCAUGCAAAGCAGCUACAACAUGAAAGAGCCAUACAGACAGACUUUGAUACUGUAAAUGCAACAAUUUCAGUUCAAGAUACAUUUCUUGAGUCAACAUUUGACCGAAUUUUAGCAGGUCCUGUGUUUCAACAACAAGAGCCUCAUGAUGUCACUCAUAAAAGUAAGGAAUUCAGCAUCAGUAACAUCAGCACAUCAGGGAAUCAGUAUGGCUAUAGGAGUUCUGCUUCAGAGCAAUCGUGUAAUAAUACAUUAUUCCCAUCAACAUGGAAAACCAGAAAGAAAAUAGGGGAGCUAAAGAGCAGGAAGAAACAGAAACAUUUUGCUCCAAAACGUAAUCAUCCAUUGAAAUUAAAAAAUCAUGAGAAUGAUGGAAACAAGAAUGAGAUAUUGGACUUGAACCCAUGCCUCACCAGUACUCCAAAAGGAAUAAGUUGUAAAGAAAAGAAUCAGAGGUCUCCAUGUUUAUCCCCAAUUCAAAACAGCAUUCAUAUUUUACCAGAAAUAGGUCAGUUUGGUCCAUCUUGUAAAACCAGUAAUUUACUCUCGGUGAUGGUUGAGGGAAAAGCUUCUAGCAGUUUGUAUAAAUUUUCAGUCCACAAAUUAGAGUCCCUUGAUGUGACUGCUGGUGCCAUAUCUGCUAAUUCAGUAAAUGUGACAGAUAUUCCUAGCCAAUUACACUCCUCUAAAGUAGAUGAAAGAAUUUUAUCUACCAUGGAAAAUUCAAAUCAACUUCAUGGCAUGAGUUCCGAAUUGAGAAAUUUAAAGGAAUCUUUCACAUGUAAAGAUCAAAGAAUUGAUUCUGCUAAACAGCCAUUUGUGAACCAAUCUGGAAAUGGGGUCCCUAUAAAUGGAUCUUUCCUAAGUUCACCAGUUCACCAAUGCAAAAAUACUGAUUUGAGAAGGCAGAAAAGUAGAGAAUCCAAGUGUAUGGAAGGAGCCAUAUGUAAAAAUGAUGACGACUCUGUAGAAAGCUUUUUAGGUUUUCCAGAUGUACCUCCAGCACAAGAUUUAUGUGGAAAUGUGGGAAAAGACUUUGUUCUUACAAAUUUGUAUUCUACUAGUGACAGUAACCAGUAUUCUGUGAUUAAUGAAGAUACUGAGAAGUGCAAAAUUAAUAGAAAUCUUUCUCAAUCAAAAUCAACAAAUGUAUCAGUGAUACUUUUUGAUUCAUGGGAUUCAGUACAAGAUAGAAAGUUAGAGCCUACCUCUGAAAGUAAAGUUUGUGACCAGGAUCAGGUUUUAAAGUCUGGAAUGCUGAGUAGUGAUUCACAGAGAUUGUUAUACCCAUAUCAUACAAGAAGGCAUUGUGCCCAAAACUCUGCAGUACGAAACAUUAAAGAAGGAUUGUGUCAUAUUAAUUAUUCAGGAAGUCAACGAGCUCAGGAAUCUUCAGUGCUCAGUACAGAUACAGGAUUAUUAUGUAGUAGUGUUUCCAAAAACCUUGUUUUGCAAGAUUCUUCAGCAGACACAGAUGAAUCACAAAUUAAUAAGCAAGACCAUACUACACAGGAUUCUACAGUGUACGAUACAGACCAAAAUGAAUUGUUAUGCAGCAAUAUUUCCAAAAGUUGUAUUUUACCAGAAUCUUCAGUCGUGAACAGUGAUGCAGGGAAACAGUCCAUUUCUGUUAAAUCUAUAAAGAAGCAGAAGUCAUUGAGGCGACAGUCAUCUAGAAGAUUGUCACAUCAAGUUGUGCCGCAUCAUGCACAUUUUAAAUAUGACCCAAAGUCACCAAGUUUUCGAGCUGUUUAUCAUAUUUCACCUAGCAAAACUGCCAGUAACAGCAGGAGUGAACUGACUGUAACUCUACCUGAAGAGAUUGAAGAAUUUAAACUGCUCAGCAUUAGUGAGGAACCUCUUGUUUGUGUCACUGCACGAGAUACUGUGUUACAGCGAUGUUGCCAGCUUGCACCCAUUUCUUUCUCAGAAGCCUUUCCUGCAAGCUACUGGUCAACGUGUAAGAAAAUUGGUGAAGGUGUUUAUGGUGAAGUCUUCUUCGCAGAGGAACAGGAGAGGUCUGUCCUCAAAGUAAUUCCUGUUGAAGGUGAUGCUAUUGUUAAUGGGGAGCCACAGAAGAAGUUCGAGGAGAUACUAUCAGAAAUUGUAAUUGCCAUGGAACUCAGUGGUCUUCGUAAUGGUACAGAGAACAGAACUUGCAGUUUCUCAGAAGUAAAACGUUGCAUUUGUGUUCAUGGAAAUUACCCUGAAGAACUUAUUAGACUAUGGGAAGAUUAUGAUAAUUGCAAAGGGUCUGAGAAUGAUUCUCCAAGAAUGUUUAAGGAGGAUCAACUGUAUAUCAUCUUGGUCUUGGCUUUUGGAGGAUGUGACUUAGAAGCACACUUCUUCAGCACUGUGGAGCAGUCACAUUCAGUUUUUAUUCAGACUGGCUGUGCGCUUGCAGUUGCAGAGCAGGUCCUGGAAUUUGAACACCGUGACUUGCACUGGGGAAAUGUCCUUGUUUUACCAACUGCUGAAAAGAAUGUCACAUUUAGAAUAUGUGGGAAAGAGUACAGUAUCCCUACAAAAGGAGUUCAGGUGACUAUUAUUGAUUUUACACUGUCUAGAAUGGCAUAUGAUGGCUGUUCUAUUUACAAUGACCUGUCAAAGGAUCCAGAAUUGUUUACCAGUGAAGGUGAUUACCAAUUUGAAGUUUAUCGUCUCAUGCAGAAACACACUUUGAACAAUUGGCAACAUUUUAAGCCAUACACAAAUCUUCUGUGGCUGCAUUACCUUUUGGAUAAAAUGUGCACUAUGGUGAAUUAUAAUUGUAAGUCAUCCAGAUCCCAUAAACAAGGAAUGAAAAUGCUGGAGAAACUCCAACACAUUGUACUUACAUACAAAAGUGCACAAGAUUUUGUUCUGAAUGAACUAGUGUGAUGUGUGUUCAGACUGCAUGCAAAAACAUUUUUGUAUGAGUUCACCUCAUUUAUAAUUUAAUUUGAAGGUGGAACAUUGAUUUUGAAAUGAUAUUUUCCUCAUUGUACAGCAUAAAUUGAAUAUACUUAUUUUUGUAAAAUCACGAAUUUAGAGACAGAUGUGUUAUUAAAAAAUGUGUAGGUACAUUGUUACAAAUUAUUUUUUCAAUAUCAUGUAUGUUUGUGAUAGACAUCCAGCCACCAUUAUUCAAACAGCUGUAGUAUUACACAGUGAAUUCUUGCAUUAAAGAGAUGGAAUUUAUUAAUUGCAGAGUGUGGUAAUUAGGUAUGCUUUGAAUUAUCAGAGGAAUGAAUGUAGAAUAAAAUGUGUAGGUAGUAAAUGAAAUAAUCAAAGUACAGGGAGAAUAGGAGAACACAUACGGCUGAAAGAAGUAGUUCACUGAACAUUAAUUUAGAGUUGUGGAACAAGGAAACCAGAAAUUUGAAGUUGUGCACAAAAGUAUGGAAAGAUCUUAUAUACAGAUGCACAUGUAGAAAACUUUGUCAUAGAACAGCCCAUCUUAGUGAAACAUGAAUUAUUGAUGAUGGUGGUCAUGGUGAUGAUGACGACAACGAUGAUAAGUACUGCACUAUCUACUGUAACUUGUUCAUAAACUACUAUUUUUUAUGGACUUCUAGUUUCUAUUAACCCUUUCCUGUCAAAUGUUGAUACAUUAUCAACAAAGUCUGUUUCAUGUUUCUAUGGUCAUAUUUUGAUCAUAUGUCAUUAGUUGGCACUGUAGACUAUACCAACUGAUACAUGAAUGUUUUGUCUGCAUCCUUCUGCCAUCUGGAAAUCAUAAUUUGAACUUCCUGAGGAACAAAUGCCAUUUAUAUAUUAUGGCGUGUCAUGUGUUAGCAGCAUGCUUUAACAUGCAGCCGAACGAUGGCUCUCUGGAUUGAAGACACUAGAUGUAAUCCCUUGUGUGAUGCAGAUGAAGAAUCUAGUAGUGAUAUGUUAAGUGAAGAACUCCAUAUUGACCAUGAUGAUGAGAUUAAUUGGGAAAUUGAAGGAGAAACUGCAAGUGAAGAAUCAAGCAAAGAAAUGUCAAAAAGUGAGAGAGAUAGCAAUACAAGUGUUGUUGCAUGUUGGUGGGUGGGAAAUGAUGCCACCAAAUAAAGCAGUCGGUCCAUCAAGAAAUCAGGAAAGUACAUGGGGUGAUAAAACAUAUAGAGAAACACUUUCAGAAAAAUGUUGUACCAGGUAAAAACAUUGUAAUAAGUGAAUCAACAGUUUGGUUCAAGCACAAAAUAAUUGUCAAGACUUUUAAUCCCCCCCCCCCCAAAAAAAUGAAGUGGGGUAUCAGAUUAUUUGCAUUAAUUCAAAGUGACACUGGUUACAUUCAUCAUAUAAUUCCAAAUUAUGGAAAGCUUACAGGUGAUGUGAUCAUUCAUUUUUUAUUUGUUCACAAGAUCUACAUUUGGCGAUAUUGCCUCAGAUAUAGAACACGUCCAUAUAGUUUAAAUGUCCAUAAGGACAGUGUCAUAACAGAAUACAGAAAGCACAGGUAUAAAGAUGUAAGUUUAAAAACAUCCAGAGAACCAUGCUAUAACAGAAAACCUCAUAUACAUAACAACAAUUCACCAUCAUAACAGUAAUUAUAAACAUGCAAAACACAUGAUAAUGCCACCUAUUUAACUUAAAUUUCAUCAGUACAAUUUAAGGUAUCUAAAAUAUCUUUGAGGACAAGGUUCCAUAAUAUACAAACAACUUAUAAUACUAAUAGAUACAAAAUAAAACAUUUAUUUUAUUCACAAUGCAUUAAACUUGGUUCCAGAUUCAGUCAUGUUGCAAUUACGAUUUAAAUCUUGUAUCUUAAAAAUAUAACACAGGCCUACAAAAAAAAAAAUUUUUUUUGGUGU